AUGUACAUGCUUUAUUCCCUCUGCUCUGAAAGUGAAAAAGACUUGGAAGAAGCUGAGGAAUAUAAAGAAGCACGUUUAGUACUGGAUUCAGUGAAAUUGGAAGCCUAAAACUUUCCUGUACAGGAUGUUUUUUGCAUUAAAUCCUGGGGUCUAUUGUAUAAUUCAUUAUUUUUGACCACUGCUGUGUGUUCAAGUAGUAUGGGAAUGUGAUUUUUUUUAUGCAGUUGCAUAUAUUUUUCCUUGCCUAAUUUAAUGUGUUGAGUAAAUGAGUUCGUCUACUAAAAA
This is a messenger RNA of Galeopterus variegatus (Sunda flying lemur), 285 nucleotides long. Its product is annotated as tubulin-specific chaperone A-like. The record is from RefSeq and is a predicted model, not a curated record. The transcript is spliced from 2 exons. Lineage: Eukaryota; Metazoa; Chordata; Mammalia; Dermoptera; Cynocephalidae. The coding region runs from base 1 to 108 and encodes 35 amino acids.